AGUGGUGGUGUGUGGCGGUGGUGCGGGGGGUGUGGUGUGUGUGGGGGGGAUCGGGAUCGGGAUGGACCUCACGGCUCUGGGGCUGUGCGCGGCUCUGCCUCUGGUCGCCUUCCUGGUUUACCGACGGCUUUUCCGGGUCCGGUCGCCAAACCCUUUCGCCACCGACGGCGGCGGCAGCCCCCCGGGCCCCCUGGUGACUGACCGGGCAGCCAGGAACACCGUCAUCCACAAAGGUUUCACCCUAAAUAAGGUGCCGGAAAACCUGGAUGCUAUCGUGAUUGGGAGUGGGAUCGGAGGGCUUGGGGCUGCAGCAAUAUUGGCCAAAGCUGGCAAGCGUGUGCUGGUUCUGGAGCAACAUGACCAGGCCGGUGGCUGCUGUCACACCUUCAUUGAAAAGGGAUUUGAGUUCGAUAUUGGAAUCCAUUACAUAGGAGAACUGUAUGAGCGCUCUUUCUUUCGGACAUUGAUUAACCAAAUCACAAAUGGCCAACUGCAAUGGGCCAAAAUAGAUGAGCCUUUCGACACGGUUGUCCUGGGAGAUCUCGAGUCCAGACGCUCCUACGCUCUCUACGGUGGGGAACAACAGUACAGAGACUCCCUGAAGAAGCAUUUUCCCAAGGAGGAGGAAGCUAUUGACAAAUUCCUGGAACUUGUGAAGGCGGCUUACAAACGAAUACCUGUGAUGGCAAUGAUCAAAAUGAUUCCUCUCUGGCUGGCCCUCUUUCUCAUCCGGACUGGCAUCAUCAACUGGAUCACAUCGAUGUUCAAACUGGCCGUCACACCUCUUAACGAGGUGGUCAAUAAGUUGACCAGCAAUCAAGACCUCAGAGCGGUCAUGUGCUACAUCUGUGGGAAUUAUGGUGGGACUCCUAAGGAUGCCAGCUUUCUAAUGCAUGCGUUGUUGAUCCAGCACUUCAAGGCUGGUGGAUGGUACCCUAUAGGUGGGGCCAGUGAGAUCGCAUUUCAUAUCAUCCCGGUGAUUGAGAAAGCUGGAGGUUGUGUUCUCAUGCGGGCUCCUGUUGAACGUAUUCUGGUAAAUCAGGAUGGCAAGGCUUGUGGUGUAUCUGUGAAGAAGGGUGAGACAGGAGUAAAUCUCUUUGCUCCUGUUGUGAUUUCUGAUGCCGGGAUAUUUAACACCUAUCAACGCCUCUUACCCUUGGCAAUACAGAAGAAACCAGCUAUCCAGGCUCAGCUGAAAAUGAUAGAACAUGGAGUCGGAGGAUUCAGUGUGUUUGUGGCUCUUAACGGUUCGAAAGAAGAGUUGGGAUUGAAAGGACUAAAUUAUUGGUUUUACCAACAUAAUAACCUGGAGGAGCUGUCAGAACGAUACUUAUCACCCAACAAAGAAAAUGCCAUUGAUGGAUAUCCCCUGAUGUUUGUUUCCUUCCCAUCAGCUAAGGAUCCAUCUUGGGAUGAAAGAUUUCCAGGGAAGUCUUGUUUGACUAUUGUGACAUAUGCCCGCUACGACAGCUUUGAAGAAUGGACGGAUGAACGAGUGAAGAAAAGGGGGCACGAUUAUGAGAAUUUGAAGAUGGACAUUGCAAAAACAUUAAUAGAUAAUGUGAUGGAGUAUUUUCCACAGCUCAAAGACAGGGUUGAGUACUUUAAAGCUGGCUCUCCGCUUUCACAUCAGUUCUACAUUGCUGCUUCUCAUGGGGAGAUGUAUGGCAUCCACCACGGGAUUUCACGCUUUGCACCUGAAACAAUCGCCUCCCUCAGAGCGCAAACACCAGUCGAGAAUCUGUAUCUGACAGGUCAGGAUAUAUUUUGCUGUGGGUUUGUAGGAGCAAUGCAAGGCGCAGUUCUCUGUGCCUCAAGAAUCCUUGGUCGAAAUCUGUAUGUGGACGUCAUGAAACUUAAAAAGCAAAUUAAAAAAUCCCAAAGUAAGAAGAAAGCCUAGCAUUGGACUUCAAAUUCAAUCUGAAAAGAUGUGAUUAUAAGUACUGCUUGGAUUUAGGUAUUGUGCUCAUAAUGUCUCCACAUCUUGAAGGCUUCGUAUCAAUUUUCAUACCAUAGUCUGAGCAGAUAUGAUCUAUGCUGUUCAAGGGUUUUAAAUGAAAUUUAGUUUGAUCAGUGUCACUUAAAUCCUAUUAGACAUGAGCCAAAGAACAAAACUGCAUUUUUUAAAAUUUAAUUAUUUUUAAUUUUAAUGUAAUUAUCGACGAAAUAUCAAUGCAAUUAUUGCUUAAUAUGGUGAUUUAUAGAAAUCACAACAUCGAUAAACCAUGCACUAUAAUCUCCUACACUAUGGUGCCUAAACAAAUGAAAGAAUUAAUUUUAUAUACAGAAAAUCAAUGUGAUAUUCAAAAUAUCUUUUAUCUCCGAGACAAAGUUGAAGGUACUAAAUGCUAUAUCUCGCAUACGAGCACCGAAUUUUUUUAAUUGUGACUGAUAUCAUGCUUUGUAGACGUGGUCAAGCGACUCACUUGUUUUAGCUUCAAGCGGUCUUGGGGAAUGUUGUGGUGUGGUCAAUCACUCUCCUGAUCAAAAUAAAGAAGAUUAUUUGAAGGAGAAAAA
Callorhinchus milii (elephant shark) is the source of this 2517-nucleotide messenger RNA. Its product is annotated as all-trans-retinol 13,14-reductase. The transcript has 11 exons. Gene Ontology annotation, molecular function: oxidoreductase activity. NCBI's taxonomy places the organism in Eukaryota, Metazoa, Chordata, Chondrichthyes, Chimaeriformes, Callorhinchidae. Bases 62 to 1900 code for a protein of 612 amino acids. The record is from RefSeq and is a predicted model, not a curated record.